Molecule: messenger RNA, 291 nt
Organism: Brenthis ino (lesser marbled fritillary)
Lineage: Eukaryota; Metazoa; Arthropoda; Insecta; Lepidoptera; Nymphalidae
Source: the annotation of a GenBank genome assembly
AUGCAAUUGAAUACAUCCGCCUACGUCAUCAGAUUUUUAGAGAAAAUAGGAUUAGCUUACGACUUGAAGAGUGUUUCAUCUGAAACGGUAUCGAAACGUAUUUUGCAAUCUGGUGAUGGAACUCACUACCGUCUAGGCAACGACGAGGCCAAGAAAGCUAUCACUGCUAUAGGAAUGCUACACCCAUUGAAUCCAACCUACAACAUGAGCUGUAAGCCACCUAACACUGUACUUAAAGGUAAAGGGUUUCCUUUAAAUCACGAGAAUGACGCCUUGCCUUUUAAUUUACUU